Protopterus annectens (West African lungfish) is the source of this 3834-nucleotide messenger RNA. RefSeq names its product NIPA like domain containing 3 (gene NIPAL3). Gene Ontology annotation, biological process: magnesium ion transport. Gene Ontology annotation, molecular function: magnesium ion transmembrane transporter activity. Lineage: Eukaryota; Metazoa; Chordata; Ceratodontiformes; Protopteridae. The record is from RefSeq and is a predicted model, not a curated record. The coding region runs from base 200 to 1393 and encodes 397 amino acids. Gene Ontology annotation, cellular component: membrane. The transcript is spliced from 11 exons.
UGUCUGUUUGUUGCCUGUAGGGCGUGUUGGAUUUCCUUGCAGGUGUGAUGGAUCGUAUUUCUGCUUUACCUGUUUCAGGUGCCCAAGUUAAGAUGGCGUUGAGCUAGGGAUCUUGCACAUUCCGGCACAGAUGUUUAGACUUGGUCAGCUGUGGCAGAUGCGUCGUAUAAUUCACGAAUACAAUGUCUGAUCACUGAACAUGGAGCAAAAGUCUGUGGAGUUGGAAGCUACACCAUUUUGGGAACCAGAUCAUUCCUUCUCGUAUAAGGAGAACUUGAUUGGUACGCUGCUAGCCAUAUUUGGAAACCUAAUUAUCAGUAUUUCACUCAGUGUCCAGAAAUACAGCCAUGUUCGAUUGUCUGGUUCCAAAGAUGCACGGAUGUAUUUCAAGACUAAAACCUGGUGGGCUGGAUUAAUGUUGAUGUUAGUGGGAGAGCUGGGAGUAUUUGCAUCGUACGGCUUUGCUCCACUCUCACUCAUAGCUCCUCUCAAUGCUGUAGCAGUAAUAGCCAGUGCAAUAUUAGGUCACAUAUUCAUAAGGGAGAAAUGGAAAGUGAAGGAGUUUUUAAGGCACUAUAUUUUAGCUUUCAUAGGUUGUGGCCUUACAAUUGCUGGGACCUAUCUUCUGGUGACGUUUGGACCCAACAGUCAUGAGAAACUCACAGCUAAAAAUAUUGUAAAACAUUUGGUUGGCUGGCCUGUUCUUUUAUACUUGCUUGUGGAAAUCAUCGUCUUCUGCCUCCUGCUGUAUUUUUAUAAGCAAAGAAAUGCAAAAUACAUAAUAAUUAUUCUGCUGUUGGUGGCAGUUUUGGGUUCUACAACCAUUGUGACAGUAAAAGCCGUUUCUGCAAUGAUUGUCCUUUCGAUACAAGGAAGUCUGCAGCUUGGUUAUCCAAUCUUCUACGUCAUGUUUGUAUGCAUGGUGACUACAGCUGUCUUUCAAGCCUCGUUCCUGAGUCAAGCUUCUCAGCUGUAUGACACAUCUCAGAUUGCCAGCAUCAAUUAUAUAUUGUCUACUUCCAUGGCAAUUACUGCAGGAGCUGUGGUUUAUGUGGACUUUAAAGGUGAAGAUAUUCUCCAUAUAUGCCUGUUUAUACUUGGGUGCCUUACUGCAUUUUUGGGGGUCUUCUUGAUUACAAAGAACAGAAGGAGAGUUAAAGGCUUUGAACCUUAUGUUUCAAUGGAUACAAUGGCAAGCAUCCAGAAUGUUCACAACAAUGGCAAUGCAAUUCAACCAGAUAUUAAUGGCUCCUUUACAUACGGUGCUCUGGUCCAUAAUGACAGUAUGUCUGAAAUAUAUGGCCCGGCAAUGCUACCAGUAACACAAGAGGAGCACAAGUCAGCAGAUGCUUCCAGAGUGCCAUACAGGGUUCUAGACCAAAAGAAGGAGUGAACUUUUGACAAAAUCCUAAUCUGCUGGGUUACAGCUGGUGAUUUUAUUUAUUUAUAAUUUUCAUUCCAGAUCAAAGACAUUUUGACCUGCAAGUGUCCUAGCAGCAAGCUACUGUAUUUCGGAUGCAUUACAAAAGACUUGUUGUCCUUCAUUUUGUAUGUUCUGUUGAAGCUGCUGUAAGUCAGGUCCUGUGUUACUAAUGCAGUGGUUUUGCCUCAUGCUUGUAUAGUUAUUUACUGCCUUUUUUAAAUUAUUGUUAUAAAAAAGUACACAUUGUGCUUUAGACCAACUGACUGGUUCACAUAUUACUGCAGGGUUUGUAAAGUGAAGAAGCAAGUCAAUCAUUUUUAUGCCAGGGAAGAGAGACUGUGUGUGUGUGUGUGUGUGUGUGUGUGUGUGUGUGUGUGUGUGUGUGUGCAUGCGUUUGGGAAAAUAGUGUUUUAUGAAGUAUGUUGAGUACUUACUGAAGAUGGACUACUUAGUGAGGUAUCAUUUCCCUAGCUUUAUGUUGAUUUUUAUACGUAUGAAAAAUGAAAAUAAAAUGAAGGCUACGUGGACUACAGGUAAAAUGCACCUCUUAAGUUAGCAUAGGCAGUUAUAAUGAUGAUGAAGUAGGUUUUCAAAUUGUGCCUUUUUUUAGAAGUUUGAUACAUUUUUCAUUUGGUAACAAUGUUAUCAGAACGGUGGUAGUUUAAUAGGGGCACUGCUCAAGAUGUCUGUAUUUUUAUUACAUAAAACAAAAUGGAAUUAUGAAUGGCCCGUGAUUCUUAUAAUCCCAUCAGAGCAGUGCAUUAAAAAGUAGACAAAAUUCAGAUUUUUUUUCAUGCUCUCUGAAGUUUCCUUUUUUCUGUAUUACCAAGAUUUAUGGUAAUAACAAAGGUAAUUUUAUUUUCAAACAACCUGAACUCAGAAAGACUGUUCAUGGUCUGGCAUCAUGGAACAGAGAUUGUAUAACAGUUAUGUUGUACUUUGAGUCCACUAGUCUUUGCUUGCAUACCAGGCCAGUACUGUUGGGAAUCACCUCUGAAGAGCGGCACUUUUCUUAAUGAAUCUUGUACAUUUACUUAUGAUUUUUAAAAAAAAUGGAGCACUUUUUCCAUGUCUGUGAAGAUAUGCAUUUGUAGUCUCUUGUAACUGUGGUGCAUAUAUCAGCUCUCAGUAAAGACUGACACAUAGUAACAAAUUAAUAAACAAAUAUAUAUGCAUAUAUGUAUGUUGCUGAACUUUACCUCAAGAAUCCCUUUUUUUUUGGAAUAUUGUGAAUAUGGACCAAAGCUUGCACCGUCCUGUAGAAUAAUCCAUGGUUUCAGUGUGUCUCAGUGUCACUGUACACAACACCCUAGCAAAGAGAGAGGAAGAGUGAUAUAUCCCUGUGAACAUGGGUCUGCUUUGAUUGACUGACUGACCCAUGAUGUACAGCAGACAAUCUUACCAAUACAUGUAGGCCUUCAGAAUGUAAAUUUGUUUGUGUGGGGUGGCGCUACCUGCAUCCUUGAUAGAUGAGAUCUGCUCCUCAUACCUGAAUCUCUUACUUAUAUUACCUCUGAUGUAGAGCAUCAUAUGAAAGGAAAGGUGAAAAAGUGUUUUACUCUUUCUUCCACAUUGGUAUGAUCUAGGACGUAGUCUGUAUGUAGAGAAUGGGCAUUUGUGGGUCAACACUCCCACUUUUGAGGAUUUAGGAGCCCCACUACAGAAGUACAUAGAGAGUGUGUGUUCUGUCUUGUAUGCUUCCCAUCUGUCAGAGGAAGUGAUGGACAGUGAUCAUUGUCAUUGUCAUUGUUCAUUGUCGACCAGUUCAAGUAAAUCAGUGGAAGUAUUUUCAGUAUGGUGUGUCCCCAUUUUGUUUUUAAUUUUACAGGUGUGCAACAACUGUUAUCCUGGACUGUAUAGCUUCCUUUUCCACUCUUGGAUCAUACUUAAAAGCUGACAUUAAAGGGGUAUGGAUAAUGUAGACAGAUAGCUCUAGUCUAGCUUAAGGUUAAGUACAUGCCAGAAAACUUGAAAUUGAAAAACUUUCUUUAUGCCAUACACAAUCCUUCCACCCCCACCCGUGCACAUUUUUUACAGCAAACAUGCCAGUAGUAGGUGGCAGCGUAGGUGUUCUAACUUCUUGUCAUUACAAAUUGUGCGGCCUAUUUAUUUCAGUGUCACAUGGUGGUAGUGGCCUGUUGUUCCAUUAUUAAUAGUUAUGUUUUAUUAAUGGGAUGCAGUGUUUUAUUUUUGUGUGCACCAGAAUUUUCAGUGCUGUGCUAAACCGCCAAGAUUUAUUUUUUUGCUUGAAAAGUACAGUAAACAAAGAAAAUCCAGGGAGCAUAAUCCUGAUAUGCUAGAAUAAUUAGGAAGAAAAAAAGUAACCAUAAUUAUGAUUGCAAGAACAGAAAAAAAGUAUUGGUACUUGCCUGUCUGUCGCUCAUUAAAAAUAAAGUUGUAAAGGAACUUAA